This is a messenger RNA of Oryzias melastigma (Indian medaka), 3051 nucleotides long. RefSeq lists its product as uncharacterized. The record is from RefSeq and is a predicted model, not a curated record. Lineage: Eukaryota; Metazoa; Chordata; Actinopteri; Beloniformes; Adrianichthyidae. The coding region runs from base 729 to 1337 and encodes 202 amino acids. The transcript is spliced from 2 exons.
GGAAGACUUAGUGGCUCCUACUGGGUUGUAUUCAGUGAGAAAUCAACCUGAUUCUUCUGCUAUUGUGGGCUGUAUGAGUCUUUCCCAUCAAGACUCUUCUAACUGAAGGUGACGGACAUGUGCCAGAGACAGUCCAGUAUGAACACCAUGUAGAGGAUGAAAAUGGUUGUAAAAACUUGUGUAGUGGCGCCUGAACACCAGAGUUUUGAAGGUAAAAGCUUGAAAUGCGUGUAUACAUACAAAUACAUAGACUUUUGAUUGUUAGUGGUUGCUUGAACGCAUGUUGCUUUAGGGGGAAAUAGAGAUAGUGUGUAUGGGUUAUGUCUUUGGUAGCUGGGCCUCCGCUAAACCCUGAGAUCCUUCACAAUGGAGGUACAUCAUUACCUAUAAAUGCCAUGAAUUGUUUAGUUGUAUUUUAGAAACCAGCUGAUGAGCUGCUUUAGCUGAAAUUGGGUUUUGUUUUUCUUGGUCUUUAAUCAUUUUCAUUUAGUUUAUUUAUUCAGUUUUACAGGAAGGAGUUUCUGUGGUUGAUUUGGUAUCAAUACUGAAUAAAACAACAUUUUUGUUGAUUUUCUAGGGAUUCUUACAUCAGGAAACUGCACUCCUGUCUCACGGCUGUCAGACUCAGCAGGAAGCAGGUUGUGAACGGAUCACUGCAGGAAAAAAAUCCCUAUUUUCCUGAGUUUGUGAGACUAUAAAGGGAUCCAACUCUAUAACUAAUUCAGCUAAUGUCUCCUCGCCUUCCAGAGAAAGAUACUGAACCAGAUGAGCUUCGGCUUGACACCCUUUUUGUCCACACUACCCAUCAUCCUCUCUUUUUGCACGUGUCGGCGGCGAGCAGAUUCCCUCUGAGGUCAAAGGCGAGUGUCAAAUCGACCCAACACUUGGCUGCCUUCACCCGGGUAAUUGGUAGCCUCGCCGCCUUCUCGCUGCAGCCUCACAGAAGAUCUGACAUGUUCGGGAAGGGGCCGACUCUCAUCCGAUCGCCGUGCAGAGAAGCAAACACAAAAGGUGGAUUUUUUUCCUCUUCAGGACAAGAGGUGAACAUACCAGUCCUGUUCCAGGCAUCCUCUUCUCGCUGUGGCCCUGCUGCAUUCCUGGAUUUGCAUGAUGAAAUCCGUCAGGUCACCGAGGCGAGCAAACAGAGGGGCAUGUUUCCAUUGCAUCAGGGCAGUGGUCGGCCGAGCCAACGAGUUCCAGGAAGAGGCACAAUGCUUUUCCUCUCAUCACAGAGCGGAGAGCCGGGCAGGUGCUCCGCAUUCACAUCUGCUUCUACACUUUUAGCUCCCAACUUAAGACGUUUUAAACUCUUUGAAUCCACAUGGAAAACUUGGUGAAACUAUAAAGGCUUUGGUUUCAUUUGCUUUGAAAUAAAAAACACUAGUAAACACUGAAUUACGCAAUUAAGUGAAAGGAGAUGAAGGAGGUCUGUGGAAGUGACGUAUGUGACAUUAACCCAAGAGCUUCAGUCACGAGGAAGUUUGUGAAGGGCUUUCUUUAAAAGAUUAAACGGUUGGGAAACUUUAAUGAUUCCCCCGCCUAAAGGGAAGAUAAAGUUUACACUUGUGGCCAAGGGAGAAAAUGACCUCACACGGUGUACCUUUGUAAAUUUCACAACACCCAACCUCAGCUAACCACUCGCGUUUGGGACUGAUUUAAGGAAAUACUCCCUCUGAGCAGAAGAUUAGACGUUUGAUAAGUGUCUGAUCAGAAAACCUGAAGGGCUUAAUUUCAACUCGUGAAAGACAGAACUUCCUCUCCUUCACAAACAUCUCUCCAGGUAUUCAUUACCUGACUCGCUCCUGUAACCCUCUUUUCAGGGGUUCAGUGUCCUCCCUCGAGAAGAGCCCUGGCUCUGAUGUGUUAGGCAAUAGUUAGCUUGGCAGCUUCCCAGCAGCUGAGACACUCCAUCUACACUGUUGAUACCUAAUCUGACUCUUAUACACACACACACGCAAACACCGAGAGGCAGGUAUGCACAGGAACACACACACACGCAACGACGCUUACGCAAGCCCCGGCCAGCCUUGCCUUGGGUAGUCAUAACACGCAGAGGGUGGAGACGUGCCAAGCUCUUAUAGGUCAAACAAAUGGUUCAAAAGGAAAAGUGGAAAGAGCGGACGUAUUAGAGGGGAAACCGCUCUGUCGUUUGGGGCUUAAAUUCGUAACCUCAGGCUUUCCUGGUCAUUGUUGAAGCUAAAGACGGGAGGAGGGUGAGAGAACUCGCUUUAGCUCCUUCCAGGAAAAGCCAUCGAAUGAUCUCUCCGUGUUCAGAGAGUUAAAUACUACAGAACGUAAAGGUCAGAGGAAAAAGGUCAUUUCUUUCUUUUGUCUUGGAAAAAUGAAACUGAAAGUGCUCAGACGGAUGCCUGUAAUUGGGCGUGGGGUUGUUUCAGGAAAUCUUGAGCAACAGAGGUGGCAAAUGAAGCAGUCCGAAUAUCAAAACCUGGGAUCUUUAUUCAGCAUCUCCACAUGGAUUUCAAGUAUACAUAUUUACAUGUUUUGUACAAUAAACGCGGUUAUUAAGUGUAACCUGUGCGGCCUCGGUGGAGCCUCGAGGCUGUGUCACAAAAUCACAAUUCACAGUGCAAUGUGAAGAUCGUGCACCCGUGUCAGUUUGGUUUACAGAUCACAUGUGUGGCAUGAAUCCUCCCAUAACUUUCUGCAAUAAACAUGGCCACAAGUCUCUAAGAAAUUAAAUAAAAGACGAACCAAGCUGGAUUCAACGCACACAAAUCCUUAGACAUACUAGAUUAUCACUGUCGAGAUAAUUUAUUAGAUAAAAACUUACAGUUGCUCUGUAACUUAUUGUCCUUUUGUCACAAACAGACUUGUUUUAAAGAUCUGAACGUCCUGUCCCCAACUAUUUCUAGUCUCAAUGGACCCAAAUAUUUUAAGACAAAAGCAAAGAGAAAGGGAAAAACAGGCAUCAUUUAAAAAGUAAAAGAGUUUGACAGAUUUCCUCGACCAGGACUGAUAACAAUCUCUACAGACACGCUUAGGCGCUGAGUCAUAAACAGACAGCUAACAUCAAAAAAAGGAAAAAAUAAA